This is a messenger RNA of Medicago truncatula (barrel medic), 802 nucleotides long. RefSeq names its product light-regulated protein 1, chloroplastic. The coding region runs from base 177 to 611 and encodes 144 amino acids. Gene Ontology annotation, cellular component: chloroplast. NCBI's taxonomy places the organism in Eukaryota, Viridiplantae, Streptophyta, Magnoliopsida, Fabales, Fabaceae. The transcript is spliced from 3 exons. The record is from RefSeq and is a predicted model, not a curated record.
UUAUUUUGUGAGCCAGGACAAUCUAUCUCCCAAGACAAAAAGGAAACCUUAUCCUGAAUACUAAAUAUCUCAUCCACUAUAGUGAUAGGUAUCCUAUUCCUAUUCUAUAAAUCGAAACCAAACUUUCCUUAGAAGAUUAAUUCAACUCAAAAGGUCACUAACAAUACCCUUAAAAAAUGCAGACAGCUCUAACCUUUGCAACCACUACCUUUGUGCCUUUAACAACACCAAAGAGUAUCUCACAUCUUGCCACUAAUUUGAGUUUCCCUACCAAAUUGAUUGCCUCACGUUCUUCUCCACCUCGUUACACUGCAAUCAAAGUUGUAACCGACAACUCUGAUCCUUCAACAGUUGAUUACAAUUCUGCAUUCUCAGUGUUUCCAGCUGAGGCAUGUGAAACUGUUGGAGGUGAUGCUUGUUUGGCAGACAUGAAUCCUGAAGUCAAGCUGCAGCCUGAAGCAAGGAAUGAUACACCAAAGACUGCAGCUUCAGGGAACAUUGAGAGGGAAUAUCUUGAUUACAAUGAGCCUAAGACGGUUUUCCAAGCAGAGGCUUGUGAUGAUCUUGGAGGAGCUUUCUGUGAGCCUGAUUAUCAAAAGGGUGUCUACUAGAAGAAAUUGAAAAACCUUAGUAUUGCCUUCGCUAUUGAAGCUUACAACAGUUGUCACUGUGUAAUUGUAGUAUUGAUUGUAUAUAUGAAAUGAGUUGUGUUAUUUUAAUGUCAAAAUUCAGAGACAAUCUAUGUAUGUGACAUCAUAUGUGCUUUUUUCUUGAAGCAAAGAAACUUAUAUUAAGAAGGGAA